AUGGCGAUUCUUGAACCUGGCUCGAAGGCAUCGAGCUCGUCUGGUGUCGACGGCCCUCAAAAUACUUCGACAACAGUGACUGGCGAGAAGGCAUCGACGGAAGAGCAUGUGGGCAACCAUACAAGAAGAUAUCGUGCUGUCUACAAUGGCUUCUUCGGCUUCUUCCGCUCGUACAACUUUCCACUAUGGGUCAUCUUUGGCGGAGGUAUGCUCGGGUUCUCGCUCUCCCGCCUACAACACUACGAUUACGAUGGGACGUUCAAAAACGAUUUCGCACUUGUUGUAGGGCAGUGGUACUACUUUCAAAGUGGCCGUGAGCGAAUCGGAAUGAUCAUCCAUCUUGGAGCUAUCCUGCCAGCUGGUAUUCUGGUGGUCUUGCAAUUCGUGCCCAAGAUCCGAGAGAAGCUUCUGAUCUUCCAUCGCAUCAAUGGAUAUCUCGUCAUCUUACUAGGCCUUCUGAGUUCUCUGGCAACACUAGCAGUGAUACCACACAAGCAAGGAGGCGGUGCAAGGAUUAGCACACAGACGGCUGAAGCGUUUCUGGUUAUCAUCACCACCGUCUCGGUUUUUCUGGCCUGGUGGAACAUCCGGAGGAAGCGUGUCGAUCAACACCGCGCCUGGAUGCUCAGGACCUGGUUCUACAUGGGAACGAUCAUCACAAGCCGCAUCACGGAGUUCAUAGCCUCUCCGAUAAUCAUUCGAAUUGGUGGGUGGUACGGAGUCUGGACCUGUAAUGAGAUCGAUUUUCUCUACAGCCAAUUGGGCAUGCCUUUCCCGGGCUCAGAAUACCCGACAUGCGUUAUGCCAGACGGAAGCAUCAUCCGUGACCUCUACGUGGCGGUCAAGGCAGUCCACUCGCUCGAACGUCCUGAGCAGUUUGGCACGAGCCACACACAACCCUUUGGAGCUAUGCUCUGGCUUUCUAUUGUUGUUCACAUCAUCGGAGUUGAAUUUUAUCUAUCAAUGACUUCGAAAGAGACCGAGAGAUUGCGGCAGGUCAGCCACCGCAAGCGUGUCGAAGCAGGUCUGGAAUGA
This is a messenger RNA of Cercospora beticola, 1035 nucleotides long. RefSeq lists its product as uncharacterized. The record is from RefSeq and is a predicted model, not a curated record. Lineage: Eukaryota; Fungi; Ascomycota; Dothideomycetes; Mycosphaerellales; Mycosphaerellaceae.